Messenger RNA from Hippopotamus amphibius kiboko, 866 nucleotides. It is a transcript of the gene C17H17orf100, whose product is annotated as chromosome 17 C17orf100 homolog. The transcript is spliced from 2 exons. The record is from RefSeq and is a predicted model, not a curated record. Bases 57 to 434 code for a protein of 125 amino acids. Lineage: Eukaryota; Metazoa; Chordata; Mammalia; Artiodactyla; Hippopotamidae.
GGAGCGCGGGGCCGUGGGGCCUCGCGAGGCCUGCUUGGCCCCGUUACCCCCGUAAGAUGGCCUCACCCUUUCGGGAGAAGCCCUCUCCGCCCCGGGCGGGGUCCGCCCGCUACGAGGAGACGGCGACGGCCCGCGUGGAGACCUCGUCCCACCGCGUGGAGACGUCCUCGCGUCAGGUGCGGACAUCCUCCCGGCAGGUGGAGACCACCCAGCGCCGCAGCGAGGGGCCCUCCGUCUCCCCCUCCGGGAAACGGCUCCCUCGCGUCCUCGAGGUGUCCUCCCAGCGCGUGGAAACCGCCUCGCAGCGCACGGAGACGGCCUCGCGCCGCGUCAGGGCCUCGUCCCUGCGGGUGGAGACGUCUCUGCACCGCGUGGAGAGUCCGCCACGACGGCAGCAGCCGGCCGGCCCCCAGAAUGUCCAAAAAGCCCGAUGAAAUGCUUCCUCCCUCGGGGCCACGGGAGGGCCGUGGCCCUCGGCCAGGGAAGAAUUGCCUCCAGUUCGCAGCCAGCCUGCUGCCAGGUGGACCGAUCAUCUGUGGUUUCCUGGAAACGGUCCACAAAUCAAUUUAAGAAAGAGCCAAGCUGCGGUUUCGGAACGCAGCCAGCAUUCAUUGACCCUGCUGCACCUUGGACCAUCCUGCCUUUGACCCAGUGAACUAUUUUAACGGGAAGCCAGCACAAAAAGUUUUCCGGCUCUAGACAUUGUAUAUAUUGAGUUGAUGGAUAAAGAGCCUAUUUGAACCUCUUAAGGCAGAACAGUUGAUCUUCAUGGUACAGAUGGAAAAACUGAAGUCCACAGAAGCCAAAAGUAAUCCGGCCAAGAGCAGAGGUGCUAGCAGGCACUGUUGACUGCCUCCCAGCGUGGU